Candidula unifasciata is the source of this 900-nucleotide messenger RNA. The record is from the annotation of a GenBank genome assembly. Lineage: Eukaryota; Metazoa; Mollusca; Gastropoda; Stylommatophora; Geomitridae.
AUGGCGCAGAUAUUCGGAAUUGAUCACAAGUACUUUGCUGUACCAGCUGUUGCUCUUUCAGUGGGCAUUUCUGCCUACUCCGUCUAUCGCUUGUACUCGCAGUCGGCUCGGAAAUGUGCAACUCGUACACCAUCAAACGUUUACGAAUCCGAGAAACUUCUGGGCGAAUAUUUAGUUUUUCACUACGGCAGCCCCGAGCAGUUGAUCCCUUAUCCGUUUGGUCCGAAAGAUGCGCUGGAUUUCCCUAAAAGAUCUUCAGAACUGUGUCUCAAACAUUAUAAGGCAGAGGAUGGCAUUCCAAGCAGGGCUUUAGAUGUUGGUUGUGCUGUAGGCAGAUCUUCAUUUGAACUAGCCCGAGAAAUUCAGGACGUUAUUGGUAUUGACUACAGCCAAUCAUUUGUUGAUGCAGCCAACAGACUGAAAAUCGAUGGACAAGUGCCGUACAGUUUAGUUCAAGAAGGUGAUAUUGUUACUCCAGCAGUAGCAACAGUUUCCAAAGACAUUAACAGGAAUCUUGUGAGCUUUGAGCAGGGAGAUGCCUGCAAUUUGAGAUCAUCUUUAGGUGAGUUUGGUAUUGUGCUGGCUGCAAAUUUGAUCUGCCGGCUCCACCAUCCCAAGGACUUCCUGUCGAGACUGCCAAAACUUCUGUCGAAGAAAGGAUCUAUCCUGGUGAUCACUGCUCCAUAUACUUGGCUGGAAGAGUUUACUGAUAAGAGUUUAUGGUUGGGAGGCUACAUUGAUCAAAACGGGAAAGCUGUAACAGGCUUUGAAGGUCUCCAAAGAGAACUAGGCUCAGACUUUGAACUAGUAGAAGAUGUCAACAUUCCAUUUUUCAUCAGAGAAACUGCUCGAAAGAAUCAGUGGACAGUUGCUCAUGCAACGGUAUGGAGGAGGAAGUAA